Molecule: messenger RNA, 2402 nt
Organism: Ornithodoros turicata
Lineage: Eukaryota; Metazoa; Arthropoda; Arachnida; Ixodida; Argasidae
Exons: 5
Coding region: 182-2344 (720 amino acids)
Source: RefSeq, a predicted model, not a curated record
GAGAAAGUUGACGAAGUAUGGCCACGCUCUCCGCUGUGCACGUUAUCGAGAUCACGGAAGGCCGAUCGUUCUGAUCUUCGGACGACGGUUCACAAAAUUCUAGGGCGUGCCGGCAGCUCCUGCCAGAGAGACCUCAAGGCAGUCACUGCAGUCGAGGUCCUUCGGAGGAUUACCGCACGCGAUGUCAUCCCCGGAUAAGCCACCACUUAACGAGGAGGAAAGCCAGAAGGACAAGAAGCACACGGCGCACGCAACGGCAUCCCCGAAUAAACCUCCAGUUAACGAGGACGAAAGCAAGAAAGACAAGAAACAGAAACAACGGUCAAGCGACGGCCGACCUGAAUUAGCAAUGGCAAACGACGGCGUGGAGCUACGCAAUCUCGAUGGUGUCGCAUCCAUUAACAUUACAAUGAAAGCAGGACCCAUGGAUGCACCUGCAAUGUCUCCUUCAAGGAACAAGAGCUCCGCGUCAGCUUGUGCAGCCGCUGCUUAUGACGGCGGCAUUGCCAUCACCGCUACUGCAAGCAGAACUGCCAUUUCCCCAGGAUCACGUCGCAGGUUUUCUUCAGCUAAAUCCGUGAGCAACAACGAUGUUAUUCGUGCAGGAGAGACCAUCAUCGGCCCUACAUAUGCCGUCAAUAUUUCCAAAAGUUAUGGCACCAUUCAUGAAGAAGGUGGUGGCCGACAUGCUGGCAGGAGCAACGACAGCAAAUCUGCCCUUCAAGUGGUAUCUACCGAAACAAUUACACGACAAAAGUGCAUCUACAACGUGGAGCAAGAGAAACCCAAACCACGUCCCGCCUCUCCGACCACGUACGUGCAAGGUGUGGUGCAAUCUGGGCCAGGAUAUUACUCCGCGAAUGCUUUGUGCCAAUCGGUCCCUGCUCGGCUGGCGCAGCAGCAGGUAUCUCCUAUUCAACAAAUCGGAGUCAGCUAUCUACCAGUGCGAACAUCCUCUGCCGUUGGCAUGGGAAGGACUCCCAGCCAAUCGCAGCAGCAAGAAAUAGCAGCCGCCCUUUCACGAUCCAACGCAGGUCAGACUGUCUCUGUAUGCUGCCGAAGUAACACUCAGCUGAACAGGAGCCCGACAAACCUUGCACAGCACGGUGUUCCGUGCCAGCAAGUUAUCCAGCCUCCACCUGUUUACCAGCGUCAGUCACUUGGAUACGUGGGGCAAGCCAAUGCAAUUUGCCAACAAGGACCUACAGGAGGACACCAGGCGUUACUUGCAACAUGCAUCCAGGCACCACAAGCUCAGGCAGUCGUCAAUCAGAAUGCACCAAUGCAGCCACAGUGUCGAACAUCACUGAAUACAGGUUUUCAGAGCCAAGGAGCCACAACUUGCCAGACGGUUACUACAUGCCAGGCGCCAUCCCAGCCUUGCGUCAUGAUCCCAAUAAAUCAGGAACAGUGCCGUCCCUCACUCACCGGAGGAUUACAAAGCCAACACGUGACAGAUUUUCGGCGUGUCACAUCAACGGGCCAGCUACCUCCACAGCAAGUUUGCACGAUGAAUGCAAUAGGGCAGGUGCCCACUGUCACAAGCUGUCAGAUGACCGUCGCGGGAUGUCCUAAGCAGUCUAUACAAGGCUUCCAAUCCCCUGCAGUUGGACAACAAGCUUGCACGAUGAACGCAACAGGGCAGGCGCCCGCUGUCACAAGUUGUCAGAUGACCGUCGCGGGAUGUCCUAAGCAGUCUAUGCAAGGCGUCCAAUCCCCUAUAGUUGGACAAGUUUGCACGACUAACGCAACAGGGCAGGCGCCCGCUGCCACAAGUUGUCAGAUGGUCGUCGCGGGAUGUCCUAAGCAGUCUAUACAAGGCUUCCAAUCCCCUACAAUUGGACAACAAGUUUGCACGACGAACGCAACAGGGCAGGCGCCCUCUGUCACAAGUUGUCAGAUGACCGUCGCUGGAUGUCCUAAGCAAUCUAUACAAGGCUCCCAAUCUCCUGCACUUGGACAACCAAUCCUCCCAGUGUCACAGCUUUCCCCUCUUUCUGUUCAGAUUGCGUCGUGCCAGCAGAGAUACGGUUAUCAACCAAUACCUUCUCAACAAAUUCCAGUAACACGUCAACAGGCAAUGUACCAACAGCAGCAGCAGCAGUACUUCCCAGAUACUGGGACGGUGUAUCAGCAGCGGACCAUCGGUUACCGCAGGUCGCUGGAGCUCACGGAGAGUCAAGACGAUAAUCGAAACUACAUGCCACAACCAACGACCACAAAUAUCGUUUUGGGUAUCGAAAUGAAAAAGAAAUCUUCAAAGCACGAAAAGAGUGAUGUGGACUCAUCGGCGGCAUCUAAGUCCAAGAGAAAUAGCGGUAGUUCUGGUAAGAAAAGCCAGUGAGUGUAACCGAGCUCUGACUGUUGGAACGAUACGGCCGAUUAAAAGGUAUCAGAGUUGA